AGUUCAAAUUUCAUCCACUGAAUAGAAUAUAAUAGUAUUUUUUUCUGAUAUUUACAAGAUUAACCUUUUCUAAAUACAAAUUUUAUUUAAAAUACAAAUUCGAAACGUUUACAGCGAAUAAUGUGAAAAGAAGUCCGCAGAAUAACCUACAUAUAUUUUUGAUGCAUGCUCAAGUACACGAAAUAAAAAAAUGUUUAAACGUACAUUUAAAUUAGUUUUUAGACCAACUAAAAGCAAUUUCUUAAUGCUGCCUGAAAAUUAUUACAACGUGGUAUCAACAUAUGAUACUGGCUGUUUGAGUUUGCAAUACAGCGGGCACACACAUUACGCAUCGUGGGCGCCACAUGCUGGCGCCGUGAAAGAUACUGAAAUUGGGAUCAAUGCCAGGGUGGCAAAAGAAAUUGGUUUGAGUGAAAAUGAUCUAGUGAAGUGUUCACUCAUAGCUGACGUUUUGACUUUGAGAAGUGUUUUUGUUACACCGGUGUCGGCCAAGGACUGGGAAAUAAUUGAAUUAAGCGGUGAAAAGAUUUCGAAUAGUGUUUUGGAACAAAUUCGCAUUGUAAAUUCUACACAAAUUCUUAUAAUAUGGAUAAACAAAUCAAUGCAAGUGGCCUUAACAGUAGAUCGUGUACGACCAAUUGUUUCGUAUGGCCGGAUUGAUCACAACACAGAGUUGGUGAUAGCACCGAAUCUGUAUAAGGAUAUUACGAAUGGUAGCAGUAAUGGUGCUUCGUCGGACACCAACGAUUCAAACAUAAAUGAACUAGGUCAAUUGAGUCGAAGCCGCACCAGCGCUCGGAUUCGCAACUUGACUGAAGAAAACUCCGAUCCCCAUUUGGUACGUUCGACAACAACUACUAAUAUUAAAAAGUUAUCUCGCUCAGAGUCAAUAGCGAAAUCGAGUCGCAAUGAUAAAAUUAUUCGUUUGAAAAAGGAUUUGCGUCGGGAAAGUACACAUACUUUUGAAUUUCGCGCUAUUAGUGGUGAAUGGAAGGAAAAUUCCCAAAUUUCUGACGUAUAUCUGAGUAAAAGUAAUUGGCCUGAAUUUUUGGAAUUGAACAACGUAUACUCUAUGAAAACACCAAGUGAGCAGGAAUAUUAUGUAAAAGUAUGUGUGUUGGCCGACGAUGAACAACAGUACACUGCCCACACUAGCAUUCAGGUUAAUUUGAAUCUUAUGAAGAAAUUGAAUUUAAAAGAAAUGGAGAAAGUAGUACUUAAGCAAAAGGCGGCUGUUGUAAAUUUUGUAGAGAAAAUAGAACUGUUCGCACAAAAGAAAACGCAUUAUAAAAUUAUUGAAAAUGCCUUUAAACGUUAUGUAAUAGAGAGAACCAAUAAAUCACCAAUGCUCUUAAAUCAGGAUGAAGUUGUACGCUUAGAGGAUAAUCUAAUUGUGACCAUCGGCAUUUUGCCUGAACAUUUUCGGUAUUGCGUUAUAGAUUCGCAAUUUUUGAAAGAGUCGAAAAUUUAUGCUGCCGAUUUGGUUCGCAAAGUUGACGAGAUGCUUGAAGUACAACCCCAAGAGAACUCGCCGUUAAGUGUUAAAGAUUUGAUAAAACUGCCAGCAUUUGAUGAAAUCGUUGUUAAUUUGGUUGAUGAAUUAAAAAUGAACUUGUGCUUGGAUUCAAAGAAUGCAAUACUGAGACAAGGAAAUAUUCUUAUCGCAGGUGCAACUGGUACGGGAAAAACUGUAGUGGUGGAGAGAAUAUUAGAUGAGUUGGUGAAGAAGCCUUAUUUUUGUUUUUUCGAUAUAUUUUACUGUUCGAGGAGUAAAGGAAGAAAGGCUGAAUCAAUACAAAAAGACCUGCGUAGUAUAUUUACAACCUGCUUGCAAAAUUCACCUUCCAUUGUCGUGCUGGAAAACCUCGAUGUACUAGCUCAUUUUGCAGGCGAUCAAACAACACAGGAUGGCGAAUAUUACAACCGAAUCGCCGAUACUGUACACCAAUUAAUUGUGCAAUAUACUAGUAACAAUCCCAUUUCGGUAAUCGCGACAGUAAGUGAGCUUCAAGCUUUGAAUAAACGUUUAUAUUCGCCCCGAGGACGCCAUCUUUUUCAAAAUGUAACUAAAUUACCUAGCCUGGAACGUGAGGGACGAGAAUUGAUACUUCAAGAGCUUUGCAGUCAUAUCGAAACGGACAAAUUAGAUUUGUGCAAAUUUGCAAACCUAACUGAAGGCUACAAUAAAGGAGAUCUAGUACAGUUGGUUGAACGUGCUAUAUUUUACGCAUAUAGAAUAAGUAAAACGCAUCCGAUUCUUACAAAUGAACUCCUAAUCGAUUCACUGGCGAAUACGAAUUCUUAUUGCCUUCAAGGUAUUGAGAACCAUCAAAAGGUUAAUGACGAUGACAAUCUCGAGGAAUUGGCGGUUGAAGAAGUGCCGGGCUUAGAGCCAGUUGUUUCUGUAUUAGAGGAAGUGUUGAUGUGGCCAUCUCGAUUCCCAAGCAUUUUCCAAAAUUCUCCGCUUCGCAAUCAGGCUGGCGUUUUACUGUAUGGUCCGCCUGGGACUGGUAAAACGUUUCUUGUAUCUAAAAUUGCACGUUCAUGGAAUUUACGCACAAUAUCCGUUAAGGGUCCCGAACUGUUGGCUAAAUAUAUUGGACAAAGUGAAGAGAACGUACGCAACCUAUUUAAUCGUGCCCGCAGCGCCAAACCUUGUGUACUGUUUUUUGACGAGUUUGAUAGCUUGGCACCGAAACGUGGUCACGAUUCAACAGGUGUUACAGAUCGUGUAGUAAAUCAACUGCUGACAGAACUAGACGGUGUUGAGAGUCUGCAAGGCGUUACUGUAAUUGCUGCCACUUCACGUCCUGAACUCCUUGACCCAGCGCUACUACGCUCAGGACGUAUCGAUCGUUUAGUUGAAUGUGGUCUUCCCGACGCUUUGGCACGUGUGCGCAUUUUCGAAGCACUAUCAGCUUCUCUGAAUUUAGAUGACUCCGUUGAUUUUGAUUAUUUCGCCAGUCGUACUCAAAACUACACCGGCGCUGAUAUACAGAGCAUACUAACCUCGGCUAACAUGAUUUCGGUCAAGGAGGCUUUAUCCCAAUAUGCACAUGAGGUUUUUUUUAUUUUAUUCCAUUUCCAGAAACAGUUGUCUAGAAUUUUGGUACGACAAAAGCAUCUAAUCGAAGCUUUCAACACGACUCGGCCCUCAUUGAGCGCAGCGGAUAUUGCCAAGUAUCAGAAGACUUACGCUCGAUUUACUAACAAGGAGCGCGGAGGAGCACGCGAUUUUGUGGCUAAGCGGGCCACGUUGGCAUAGUUGAAGCUGUCUUUAGUACGACCAACAACAAUGGUUGCUACCAUUUUAUAUAAAUUGGAUUUUAUUUUUAUAUUCAGUAGGUAUAUUUACAACAAAUUAAAUAGUGGUGUGGUGCGUUACCAUAUACGAUUGUAUACAUACUGUGUAAUGCUUCUUUUCGUUGAUCCGUUUUGUUCGACAAAUAAAUGAAAAAAAUUAAUAAUAUUAAA
Molecule: messenger RNA, 3474 nt
Organism: Bactrocera tryoni
Lineage: Eukaryota; Metazoa; Arthropoda; Insecta; Diptera; Tephritidae
Gene: Pex1
Product: peroxisome biogenesis factor 1
Exons: 12
Coding region: 191-3265 (1024 amino acids)
Biological process (GO): protein import into peroxisome matrix
Cellular component (GO): peroxisomal membrane; peroxisome; cytosol
Molecular function (GO): ATP hydrolysis activity; ATP binding
Source: RefSeq, a predicted model, not a curated record